Molecule: messenger RNA, 1101 nt
Organism: Rhodotorula graminis WP1
Lineage: Eukaryota; Fungi; Basidiomycota; Microbotryomycetes; Sporidiobolales; Sporidiobolaceae
Exons: 6
Coding region: 178-1047 (289 amino acids)
Molecular function (GO): protein binding
Source: RefSeq, a predicted model, not a curated record
GAGUCGAAGGUCGCACCACAGCUCGACGGCCGUGCCUCGCGGAAGCACUCUAGCUAGCCUGUCCGCCUUUGCUGUAGAUCGACCCUCGGCACCCGCGACCGCGCAGUCCCGCCUGAGCCCGCCCCGCUGCGACCACCUCGUCGGCGCACCCCGACUCGGCCAACCUCCGAGGUCACCAUGCCCGCAUCGCCCUCCAGCCGCUUCGAGGAGCUCUCCGACGACGACCAAGCUCCCAGUACACCUUCUCCAGCACCGCCCUCACCUGCACCUGUCGUUCCGGCCCCGCCAGAGCAACCCGCAACCUCAUCAGCCGAUGACGGAUCUGACGACGACGACGACGAGGAGGACAGCUGGUGGACCCCGUCAGAGCUCCGAGAUCUGCUCGACCACGCCCAGGCGCUCAAGACCCGUGGUAACGGCGAGUUUGGCCAGAGCCGCUGGUCGUUCGCGCUCGAGACGUACCGCGAGGGUCUCGCCGAGCUCCCUGUCCGGCGGCGCAGCGUCAAGGGCAAGGAGAAGGCGCUGCCCGAGGGCGAGGACGAGGGCAAGCAGGAGCGUACCGGUGCGACGGUCGCAAGGGCGGGCGAGGUGGACGAGGAGGCAGAGCUCGACGAGCUGAGCGAGCUGCGGGCCAUCCUCUCCGCCAACAUCGCCGCGUGCCUGCUCAAGCUUGAGCGCUGGAAGGAGGCCGUCUCGGCGUGCGACGACGCCCUCGAGGACAAGGCCGACUACGCCAAGGCGAUACAUCGGCGCGCGCUCGCCAACGAGGCGAUCGGAAGCUGGGGCAGCUUGACCGCCUCUCUCGAAGACUUUAACAAGCUCGCCAGCCUUCCCGGCAACUCGCCCAUCCUCGUGAAGCAGAUCAAGGUCGCGCAGGCGCGGCUGCCCAAGAAGAUCGAGGACCAGCAGGCCAAGGAGAAGGACGAGGUCGUCGGCAAGCUGAAGGACCUGGGCAACAUGGUGCUCGGCAAGUUCGGGCUGUCGACCGACAACUUCAAGCUGCAGGAACAGCCGGGAGGAGGGUACGGCAUCUCGUUCGAGCGGUAGCGAGGGUCAGCGACGUCGGCGGGCGAAGCCGUGCAACUCGUCGAUGAGCUGGAC